Messenger RNA from Ostertagia ostertagi, 252 nucleotides. The record is from the annotation of a GenBank genome assembly. Lineage: Eukaryota; Metazoa; Nematoda; Chromadorea; Rhabditida; Trichostrongylidae.
UUGAAGGGAGCUGGAGCACGUCUUGGUGCUGUUGUACCGCAAAUUGUGUCGUCGGCACCGGCAGUGUCUUCGUCUGCCACCAAAGACUCCGUGGAUAACGUUGCAAAAGCACAAGCGGAAGUGAACAUAUACGAGAAUUCUCUGUAUUCUGUUAUCGAUGAAGAGUCUAUCGACCUGAAAAAAGCCGGGCUUUUAACGCCGUUGUUGUGGUUAAGCUGUGUUCUUGAACUCGUCUACGGGGAUACAUGUUUU